This is a messenger RNA of Betta splendens (Siamese fighting fish), 3115 nucleotides long. RefSeq names its product RNA binding motif protein 19 (gene rbm19). NCBI's taxonomy places the organism in Eukaryota, Metazoa, Chordata, Actinopteri, Anabantiformes, Osphronemidae. The transcript is spliced from 24 exons. Gene Ontology annotation, molecular function: RNA binding. The coding region runs from base 125 to 2896 and encodes 923 amino acids. The record is from RefSeq and is a predicted model, not a curated record.
AAACUCUACAGAAGAAGAAGACGACGACAGCAUGGCGACCUAGAGAGGGACCCACGUUCGUUUGUUGACAUUUAUUUUAAAACCAACCUUCUGCUGUGUCAAUGAACCUACAGACACUGUAGCUAUGUCGAGACUCAUCGUUAAGAACCUCCCUAACGGGAUGAAGGAGGAGAGGUUCCGAUCCAUGUUUGCUGCCUUUGGGACCGUCACAGACUCCUCUCUGAAGUUCACGAAAGACGGCAAGUUCCGCAAGUUUGGAUUUGUGGGUUUCAAAGCUCCAGAAGAUGCAAACCGAGCGCUGGCGCAUUUCAACAAGAGCUUCGUGGACACAUCCAGAGUCACGGUGGAGAUGUGUAAGGCCUUUGGAGACCCUACUAAAGCCAGGCCCUGGAGUAAACACACUCGGACCUUAGGCCAAGACAAAACGUCUGCUCCUCCUGACUCCGACAGCAAAAAGAAACAAAAAAAGGAAACCAAAAGCACACUUGGAGAUCUUGAAGAGGAGGAAAGUUUCAAGGAGUUUCUGUCACUACAUCAGAAUCGAAACAAAGUCCAGACUUGGGCAAAUGACACAGUGCAGCAGGCAACUAGUUCUGACAGUGGACAAACAAAGAGUAAGAGUAAAAAGCCUGCUUCAGAUGAUUAUCUUAACUUUGAUUCAGACGAGUCAGAGGAUGAGAUCGAGGAUCAAGAGGAGGAGGGGGAGGAGGACGACGACGAAGGUGAAGGAGCAAGUAAAGAAGCGCUGAAGUCUGACUUGUCAGAUAUGGAUUACUUGCGCUCAAAGGUGGCACAGACAGACACUUUGGUAGAUGAUGAAGAUGAGGAUGAUGGCCCUGUCCUGCACACAGACAGUGCCUAUGAGAGUGGUGACCGAGAAAGUGCCUCAAAGACAAAAACCUUAGUUUCCUCCGAGGAUAAAAAUCAGAGCAAAUCAAAGAAGUCUUUCGAGAAAGAGACAGGGCCAAUGACAGAAUUCACAGUGAAGCUGAGAGGAGCCCCGUUCAAUGUGAAGGAGCAACAAAUCCGGGAGUUCAUGGCCCCACUGAAGCCUGUAGCCAUCCGGAUUGGAAAGAAUGAAAGUGGAAAUAGGACAGGUUACGUAUAUGUGGACCUGUGCUCUGAACAAGAAGUGGAAAAGGCCUUGAAGAAAAAUAAAGACUACAUAGGGGGGCGUUACAUCGAACUCUUCCGUGUGGAUGCUUCGGGAGGUAAGGGCUCAAGGCGUAGAGAAGACAGAGAAGUUGAGAAAAACUUUAACAGGAUGCUCAAGGAGGAUGAAGAGGAGGAAGAUGUUGCAGAAUCAGGCCGCCUCUUCGUCAGAAACCUUCCUUACACAUGCACCGAGGAAGACAUUCAAGAGCUGUUUUCCAAACACGGUCCUUUAGCUGAGAUUCUCUUCCCUAUUGAUGGUCUAACCAAAAGACCCAAGGGAUUUGCAUUUGUGACGUUCAUGAUACCAGAGAAUGCUGUUUCUGCUCUAGCUCAGCUGGAUGGACAAAUAUUUCAGGGCAGAAUGCUUCACCUGCUUCCCUCCACUGUGAAGAAGGAAAAGGCUGAGUCUUCAGAUGUUGGUGCUCCAGGCUCUUCCUCUUACAAACGACAAAAAGAUGCUAAAGACAAAACUUCCAGUUCCAGUUCACACAAUUGGAACACACUAUUUCUAGGCACAAGUGCAGUAGCAGAUGCCAUCGCUGAAAAGUACAACAUCACAAAAAGCCAAGUACUCGAUCAUGAGUCAAAGGAAAGUAUUGCAGUGCGAAUGGCUCUGGGAGAAACUCAGAUCGUGCAGGAGACUCGACAGUUCCUACUGGACAAUAGUGUCAGUCUUGAUUCUUUUAGUCAGGCAGCAGCAGAGAGGAGUAAAACUGUAAUCCUGGUGAAAAACCUUCCAGCUGGAGUGACUGUGUCAGAGCUGGAGGAGCUCUUCUCGCCUCAUGGCUCGUUGGGACAGGUGCUGCUGCCGCCCUCAGGUCUCACUGCUAUUGUCGAGUUCCUGGAACCAACUGAAGCCAAACGAGCCUUCAUGAAACUGGCUUACAGUAAGUUCCACCAUGUCCCACUGUAUCUGGAGUGGGCACCUGUUGGGGUAUUUGUAGCAGGAAGACAAGCACCAGCAUUGAACAAAAAGGAAACUGUCAAAGAGGAAAAGAAAGCAGACGAGAAGAAGGAAGAAGAGGAGGAGGAGGGGGCGGAGGAGGAGGAACUGGUUCCAGGUUCCACUCUUUUCAUUAAGAAUCUUAAUUUCAGCACGAGAGAGGGGAAACUCCAAGAGACAUUCUCCAAAUGUGGCAAAGUCAAAUCCUGCACCGUCUCUAUGAAGAAAGAUAAAACCGGCAGGCUUUUGUCCAUGGGCUACGGUUUUGUACAGUAUCAGACUGCAGAGGCAGCACAGAAGGCCCUGAGGCAGCUACAGCACUGUACUGUUGAUGAUCACCAGUUGGAGCUGAGGAUUUCUGAGCGAGCCACUAAAAAUACAGAGGUGUCGCGUAAGAAGCAGGGCGAGAAGAAGCAAAAAGGAUCCAAGAUCCUUGUGCGCAACAUUCCCUUCCAAGCCAACGUCAGGGAAAUCCGAGAGCUUUUCAGUACAUUUGGAGAGUUGAAGACUGUCCGCCUUCCAAAGAAAGCAGCUGGUACAGGGAAUCAUAGAGGCUUUGGCUUUAUUGACUUCCUCACCAAGCAGGAUGCUAAGAAAGCUUUUACGGCGCUGUGCCACAGCACCCAUUUGUACGGGAGACGUCUUGUGUUGGAGUGGGCCAAUGCUGAGGACACAGUGGAGACACUGAGACGGAAAACAGCCGAACAUUUUCAUGCCGACACCAAGAAGCCGAAAAAAGCGGAAGUUAUGGAGGGAAUUCUGGAAACAAUGGAAGCUGACGGUUUGGAGGAGGACUGAGUUCUGAAGAUGCCUCUGUUUUAAUCUGACCCGUUCACCAGUGUUUUGUGUUAAUAGUGCUAUUCUAUAUAACCUAUUGUAAAUUUACCUGCUGAUCAAAGUUUGGUUUAAAAAAAACUUCAGAAUUCCGUACAUGACAUAUUUUUGUUUAGAAUGAUUCACCUGAAUAAGAUUAAAUAGGAUGAAUGUCCUUUUUUUACAUAAAAUAUUGUGUCAAGA